UCCAACCUCACCUGCGAGAAACAAACCGAAGUCGUCUUCCCAACUCUGCUGCCUCGUAGUAAUGGCGCCGAAGCCGAUUGCCAGUCCCGUUCCAGACGCGUGGUUCCCUUCCCUAUCGGUCUUCAUGCUCGCUAUCGGCCUCUUCGUCACCGCCUCAUUCUUUAUCUAUGAAGCAACCUCUUCCAGGCGAAACCGUAGUCUUGCCAAGGAGCUUAUCACAGGAGCGGUGGCUUCUGUCUUCUUGGGUUUUGGGUCCUUGUUUUUGCUGCUUGCUUCUGGUGUUUAUGUCUGAUUUUUUAAUGUUGGACAGGAAAAAAUUAUGUCAAGCAGGAUUAGUUUUAC
Molecule: messenger RNA, 342 nt
Organism: Juglans microcarpa x Juglans regia
Lineage: Eukaryota; Viridiplantae; Streptophyta; Magnoliopsida; Fagales; Juglandaceae
Product: transmembrane protein 258-like
Exons: 4
Coding region: 62-292 (76 amino acids)
Biological process (GO): protein N-linked glycosylation
Cellular component (GO): membrane-bounded organelle
Source: RefSeq, a predicted model, not a curated record